Molecule: messenger RNA, 3597 nt
Organism: Etheostoma spectabile (orangethroat darter)
Lineage: Eukaryota; Metazoa; Chordata; Actinopteri; Perciformes; Percidae
Product: calcium-independent phospholipase A2-gamma
Exons: 10
Coding region: 244-2763 (839 amino acids)
Biological process (GO): arachidonate metabolic process
Cellular component (GO): membrane
Source: RefSeq, a predicted model, not a curated record
AACAUUGUUUUCCUUUUCACUGACCUCGCACGUCAUUCUGGAAAUCGUGCAGUGUUGUUGCUACCAUAUUAGUCUGGUUGUCAAACGUUGUCAUACUUCUAUUUUACCGUUAACGAAGGAUGGCGACUCAAAUAAGAUUAUUAAAGGAGUUCUUGGUUUUAUGAUACGGUGACAAAAAAGGUUAAGGGCGAGCAUAGACCUAAUAUUGCUGAGGAUGGCACAAACUCUUGUGACCUUGAAAGAAUGAGUCGCAUAUGGGUUUCAAAUACCUGGGGGAAAGUAAGCAGAACAUUUCAUUCGUGGCAAACACAUGCCCGCAAGUCAGCAGCAUCAUUUCCCCUGUCUGCUACCUCUCACUGCAGGGUUCAUGUACAACAACCUUACUGCUACAAGGUAGGCUAUCUCAGCUGGAGGCACAUCUACCACCUGAAGAUCACUGGGCGUAAGGGAUGGCUCUGUAAAGCUAACCAGGUUAGACAAAAGCUUGGACUCCACACCAGCACCCUGUAUUUGAACACUUCACGUUGGUCUGCUGGUCUGAGCCAACACAUGUCGCGGGUCAGGAACACACUGGACACAGUUUCUAAAGCUGUGAGUGGGACACAUACAGAACUUCUCUCUAAAAUUGCCAGACUCAAGCCUAAUGCUUUAAGGGGUGGAAAAAAGGCUGAGGCAAGUGUUGAGUCAGCGCCAAAAGCAGAGGAGAGUGCAGUCACGCCUACUCUUGCUCCCACUGAUGUUGCUCCUUCUUCUACAUCUACUACACCCAACCCUAUAUGUAUCUCAUCUUCUGUCAGUCCUAUUCCUACUUCUACAUGUGAAGCAAGUGCCACUACCUCCACUCAUCCUCACAAUCCUACCCAAGCAACUGUCACUGCCACAAUUCGGAAUGUGCGCGAGCCUAAGGAGAAAAAGCUGAGGCUUGUUGUUCCUGCUGUCAAAGCCAGUUCUGCCACGAAGCAAGAUGAGCUUAAACCUUCACUGAGUGAUACUGAGAGCAAGAACACAACUUUAACACCACAAACCACAGCCCUUUUCCAUCCUAGCACCUUUUCAGUCAGCCUGGAUGAGACUUACAACUACCUGGCUCAUCACAUCAACUCAUACUUUGGCAGCAGUACAAAGACUCAGGACAAGAAAGUGAAUUCUUCUGCUUUGUCUCAGGGUAAAAAAACUAGUGAUUUAAUGCCAGUGUCUGAUAAGACCCUCUCUGCUCCUCCAGUUACCACACCUUCCACCAAGAAGGGUUUAGGACAUUACCUGUCCUACUCAGCUCCCACUGUACAAGCCUUUGUAGGAAGUUACAUUGCUCCCCUGGUCCCAAAGUUUAGGACAGCUGAGUCCAAAAGGGCUACAGUGGAAGAAAAGAAGACUGAGGAUGCACAAGUUAAACAAAUUGAGGCCACAGUUAGUAAAGAUCAGAAGGCUGCAGAGGAAAAAGCCAAGAAACUACUGCUUCAAAGGGAAAAGAUCAUUGCCAGGGUGAGUGUGGACAAUCGAACUCGGGGACUGGUUCAGGCUCUGCACAGAGCUUCAGAUGUAAGGGUUUACAUCAACAGGGUGGAGGACCUCAGCUACCAUCUCCUGGAGUUUCCAGAGACUAGUGGUGUUGCAGUCAAGGCGCAGGUAAUCCCUUGCCUGCUGCGUCUGAAACAGGCCAAUGACCCAGGCCUGAGGGCGGCCGUUAGAGAAGCCCUCGCUCUGGUGGGCUACCAUAAUCCUGUGAAAGGCCGUGGCAUACGGAUCCUGUCCAUAGAUGGAGGAGGGUUAAGGGGGCUUGUUGCACUUCAGACGUUACACAAGCUGGAAGCCCUGACCGGCAAACCCAUUUACAAACAGUUUGAUUAUAUUUGUGGUGUCAGCACAGGUGCUAUUUUAGGGUUCAUGCUAGGUGCAUUCCAAAUCCCAUUGAACGAGUGUGAUGAUCUUUACCGGAAGUUGGGUUCAGAUGUCUUCAAGCAAAACUUCAUUGUUGGCACUGUAAAGAUGGGCUGGAGCCAUGCUUUCUAUGACAGUGAAGCCUGGGAGAACAUCCUCAGAGAGAAAAUGGGCUCUCACCGUCUGGUGGAAACUUCAAGAAACCCUGAAUGCCCCAAGGUGGCAGCGGUGAGUACCAUUGUGAACAGGGGCACUCCUCUUAAGGCCUAUGUGUUCAGGAACUACAACUUGCUGCCAGGGGUGCGCUCUCACUACCUGGGGGGCUGCCAGCACCAGCUUUGGCAGGCCAUCCGUGCCACAUCAGCAGCCCCUGGGUAUUUCCAGGAGUUCACUUUGGGAAAUGAUCUCCACCAGGACGGGGGUCUGCUGAUUAACAACCCCACAGCACUGGCUAUCCAUGAGUGUAAGUGUUUAUGGCCCAACACGCCCCUGGAGUGUGUGGUCUCACUCGGUACGGGCCGCUUUGAAUCUCCUGGCAAGAACAGCACCACCUACACGAGCCUCAAAACCAAACUCACCAAUGUCAUCAGCAGCGCCACAGACACUGAGGAGGUUCACGCCAUGCUUGACGCCUUCCUCCCUCCCGGCACUUAUUUCCGCUUCAACCCCUUCAUGAGCGAAGAUAUCGCCAUCGAUGAGAACCGGCACGAGAAGCUCAACUUGCUGCAGGCUGAGGGUAUCCGUUAUCUGGAGAGAAACGAGGAGAAGCUGAAGAAGGUCGCUCACAUCCUCACCCGAGAGAAAAGCUCCGUCCAGAGGCUGGCAGAUUGGGCCAGGCUCAGAGCUAACAUGUAUAACAUGUCCUUUAAGUCCUAUAAGCUCUAGAUCACACACAGGCCACCUUUACCUCACAUUGAAACACGUCCUUAAUUCUAAAUUGCCUUGGAUUGUGUGUCAUAGUUGUUUCCUUCUUGGCCUGUAUUGUAGCUCUGGGUUUGGGAACUCCCUGAAAGGUCCCAUGGCAUGAACAUUUCACUUUAUGAGGUUUUUUAAUAUGAGUUCCCCCAGCCUGCCUAUGUUCCCCCAGUGGCUAGAAAUGGUGGUAGGUGUAAACCGAGCCCAGGGUACCCUGCUCUGCCUUUUGAGAAAUGGAAAUUUCAGAUGGGCCAAUCUGUAAUCUUGCUCUUUAUGAAGUCAUAAGGGGCAGGAUUACCUCCCCUUUCUCUGCUUUGCCCACUCAAAGAGAGAGACAUCAUGGCUUUCAAACAAGCAAAGUGGCAGUUGGUCAAGGCCACACCCCCAACCCCCCCUCCUCCUCAAAAGCUACAGAAUUAGAAAUGCCACAUACUAAGGAAAGAUCAUUGUGGGACUGGCUCUAGUGGCUGUAAUUCUGCAUCAAGCUGAAUUUAGGGAAAGAGACUUCAUAUUUAGUAUUAGGGGACCACUAAGGUCUAUAUAAAAGCAUCCAAAGAGCACCAUGUCAUGGGACCUUUAAUAGGGAUUCACUGUCAGCUUGCCAGCAAAUGCAACUUGUACACUUAAAAGAAAAGCAUUUUGGGUAAUAGGCUUAGUUGCUUUCUUUACUAAAGUUAGAUUAAAAGAUCAAGACCAUGUAAUUCUGUACGGUAAAUAUGAAGAUAGUUAGCCGGCGGUUAGCUUCGAUAAGCAUAAAGACUGAAAACAGGGAAAUGGCUAGCCUGGCUCUGUUCAAAAGUAACA